Bursaphelenchus xylophilus (pine wood nematode) is the source of this 9710-nucleotide messenger RNA. The record is from the annotation of a GenBank genome assembly. NCBI's taxonomy places the organism in Eukaryota, Metazoa, Nematoda, Chromadorea, Rhabditida, Aphelenchoididae.
AUGAGCGUAUGGAUUCUGAGCGUGUCGGAUCUUGAGAAGACUAUGAAAGAUGGGUAAGGAAUAAAAAUUCGGUGAAAAAAUCAAGAAUAAAUUUUUUUUAAAAACGGGAUUUUUUGACGCCAAAAAUUAAUCUUUCUGGCGACAAAAAAAAAAGACUUUUUUAUCCAUCUAAAUGCCCUUUGUGGUAAAAAAACUUCAAAAAAUCAUUGAAAUUUGCAUAAAAUUAAAAAUUAUGAAAACGGAAAUUAAAUUCGCCCUGAGGCAAUUCGGUUAGAAUAUAAAUUUAAAGGUAAAUUAUGGUGUAUCAACGUGUUUUACAUCGUUUUUGUCGUUCGUUUGUUGUCUUUUGGUGUGUGUGACGUAAAUAUAAUUUUUUCCGCAUAGUGCGAUAUAAUUUCCAAAAAAUUAAAUUUCGCUGGAACAGCACAAAUAUUUUUUAAAAUACGGAACGUUUAGCCCAUGCUUUGGCACAAAUAAUCAAUGCACAGUGCGAAAAAAAUUCGUUUUGAAUUGCACUGUGCAACAAAACACAAAAUUUUUGAAAAUUUAAAACUUUCUAUUUUAAAAUACGUAACGCUUAUAUACGUCUUAUAUGUUGUUUUUUGAACUCAAUAGUCAUAAUUUUUCCUUAUAAAUCCCCAAAAAUCUCAUCUGAUCCAGCUGUCCGACGGGACCGCAUUAUGCGUUGUGUAGCGGAAUUCCCUUCAAUGAGUCAUGAUACGUCCAGAAAAUUAUUGUUAGAGCAUCAUAACUAAAAUAUUCCAUUAGUUUUGACCCAAAUUUGAGAUUUUUUCCGUAUCAGAUGGGUAGUGUAAUAUAAUUUUUGUGUAAUAGCUAAUUUUAAGUCACUCGUAAUAAGCUGACAAAAUGUGAUGUGAUGGUAUUAUAAGGCUAAUUAGUUGUUUUAAAGUGCCCAUGAUGUUUUUACGUUUAAUUACUUAAAAAAUGAUCAAAGUUUACCUAGUGCAAUAUAAUGUCUAGCUCAAUAUGGGGUAAACUUUUGAGCUGAAGGAUUUUAAAAUAGUCUUUUCUGAAGGCUUAUUAGGCCAUUUUCGCGCUCUUGUGUCAUUUUAUGGUACCGGAAAUCGCCAAAAAUGAUCAAAAUUUGGCUAGUACAAUAUAAUUUCUUGCUCAAUAUCUGAGAAAAAUUUGUGAUUCCCAAUUAGGAAAUUGUACGAUAAUCAUGCCUAGAGGCUAACUAGCUCUUUUCAAGUGCCCACGACUUUGUUAGUACCGUCUAAUUACUCAAAAAAAUCAUCCAAAUUCACCUAGUGCAAUAUAGAAACUUCCUUAAAAUGACUUGAAUUUUUCCCGACAAAAGAGAUUUCUGAUCCCGCCAAAUUUUCUCUUACAUAUAGCACGUUGUCAUCAUUUUGAAAUGGCGUUUUUUCCUUCCCCAUAACUUGCAAAUAUCGCCGGCGGACCGCAUUUUUUGCGCAUUUCUCUGGAGACCCGCGAAAGUACGGAAAAAGAAAAGUACUAAGUAGCAUUGAAAUUUACUUACCGCCGCUUGAUAAGCAGAUAGUGGGCCCGUCGAAUGCGAUUAUCAGCGGCGGCCGAGAGCCCCACACGGCGUGCCGAAGGAAGACGUUUGUUGGGGGGUCUCGGUUACGGUUCGACGAAGUUCGGCGGCGUGUUUUUCGAGAAACCGGAGAGUCUUCCGGGACCUGCGCUUCGGGCACGCUUCGGGACUACUCGGUUUCGACUAUUCCUUAACACUAGCACUCAAGUUUCGGUUUAUAUUAUACUAGCGGCUACAUUGUGCUAGGUGGAAUUUGGAGAAAUUACCCGAUUUUUGGUGGAUUUAGGCCAUCUCAAGGCUUGUGUGAGCUAUUUUGGAGAAAAUAACACCAUUAUCUACCUAAAUUGCCUUUAAAAAUCUACAUUUUUGCCCAAUAUUAUACUAGGUGACAUAUUGCACUAGGCAAAUUUUGCCGAUUUUUGGUGGAUUUCUACUGCCAAAACACUUGCCUAGGCUAUUUUGAGCCUAAACACACCCUUAUCUAUCCGGACUACCCUCAAAAAUCGAGCUUUUUACCCUAUAUUAUACUAGAUCAUAUAUUGUACUUGGCAAAAUUUGACUGAUUUUUGCCAUAAAUCCAGUAUUUCCUACUGAGAAGGGCAGUGUUAACGCCAUAUCACAACUUGUCAGCUUAUUACGACUGAUUUAAAACUAGUUAUUACUCAAAAAUUAUAUUACACUACCCAUCUGAUAUGGAAAAAAUCCCAAGCUUGGAUGAAAACUAAAGACAGAUUCUGGUUAUAAUGCUCUAACAGUUGUAUUCCUGGCUUAUCAUGACUCAUCGAAGGGAAAUCCGCUACACAACGCAUAAUGCGGUCCCCUCGGACAGCUGGAUCAGGUGAUUUUUGGGGAUUUGUAGGGGAAAUUGGUGGUUAUUUGGGCUGAAAAAAUCGAUAGAUGAUAUUUGGCUAUUUUACAAUCAAAAUUUUUCACUUCGCAAAAAAUUUUUAAUAAAUUUUUAAUAAAAUUUUUUCGCACAGUGCAGCUUCAAAAAAAAUUUUUUUGCACUGUGCAGAUUUAGAAAACUUUUUGCACAGUGCGAAUUUUCCCAAAAAGCUUUUGCACAGUGCGAUUUCGAAAUUCAAAGUUUUUUCUCCGCACCGUGCAUCAACUCAAUAAAAUAUUUUUCACACAGUUCAGCGCAAAAAAAUUUUUUUUGCACAGUGCAGCUUCAAAAAAAAUUUUUUGCACUGUGCGAAUUUUCCCAAAAAAUUCUCGCACUGUGCGAAAUUCAAUUUUUUUCUUCGCACUGUGCAAAACCCAAUAAAAGAUUUUUCGCACAGUGCAAUUCAAAAAGAACUUUUGCACUGUGCAAUUUUUCGAAAAAAAAUUCCGCACUGUGCGAAUUUUCCCAAAAAAUUCUCGCACUGUGCGAAACCCAGACUUUUUUCUCCGCACCGUGCAAAAACUCAAUAAAAGAUUUUUCGCACAGUGCAAUGCAAAAAAAAUUCUGCACAGUGCGAAUUUUCCCAAAAAAAAUCCCGCGCUGUGCGAAACAGAGAUUUUUUCUCCGCACCGUGCAAAAACUCAACAAAACAUUUUUUGCACAGUGCAAUUUCCGAAAAAAUACAAACUUGAAAUUUCGUAUUUUACGGCUGUGCUUGAGUUGUACUACAUGCCUCUUGUGUUUAUUUGUCGUGUGCUGAUGAUUAAUUAGCGACUUUGGGCGGGUUAUUGUCACCUGUCAUGGAACCCAAACUCACCUGUCAAUUAAAAGCGCGUUUCCAGCGGCUUAAUGAGAAGGCGAGCUGGUUGGGCCAAUUGUAAACGAAGAUUGUUUGGGCGAGUUGGCACAAUUGGAAGAUUAGGGAGAGGGAUUUUGGGAUUUUUUGAAAUUUGAAACGGGAUUCUUUGAAAAUUUUUUUAAAUUUGGAACAAAAAAAUCAAAUGUACAAUAAAUUUUAGAGUAUUAGCAAGUUUUUAUAAUUGAAAUUGAAGGAAAAUUUUUUAUUUUUUUGUGGAAAAAAUUGGAAUUUUUAAUUUUUCUCGAUUUUGAAAAUUUCACUCAAAAAAUCAAAAAUUUUUUUGGAAAACAUUGUGAAAUAGGGCAGUCACAUCAUAAAAAUUUUAGCUACUCAAAAAUUUUUUGCAUUACAUCACCUUAAUUUACCAUUUUUUCGAGAAUUUUUGAGUAUUCUCUCCAAUUUCCCCUUUUUUCCAAAAAAAUGUUUACGUCUCGACAGAAAAAAGCCUUCCAAAAGCCCUGAGGGCAUGUCCGAGUCGCGCAUUCCUUUGUAUGAAUAACGCACUUAGUUCACUUGUACAAUUUUAUGCCCAAAAAAGUUUAUUUUCGCCCCGUCCCCUUCCCAUUUUUGGCUUGAUGCCCUGCGGGUCUUAUUAGCUUCGUUCCGGAGGGGGGUUGAAGGGAGUCGAAGGUCGGGCGUGUUUGAUGCCCUCCAAGGUUAUUGCAGGCCCGCAGAGAAUGGGAGAAUGUCGGCGGAGCAUGUAGAGCAUCACCAUCAUCAUGUGGUCUCGGCCGAUUCUCCGCUCCUCCUGGAGCUGUUGGGCGGCACGGCGAAUCGACAAGGGUCAGGAAGUCGCUCGUUGAUUAUCAGCUUGUCGUGGUGUGAUUUUUUGUUUUGAUUUUUUAACUUUUUUCCACGGCACUGUGCAGUACAAACUUAUCUCCACUGCACAGUGCAGAUCAAAUUUUGAUUUUAAUUUUUUUCGCUGUGCGAUUUGCAAAAAUAAAAAAAAUAUGGUCUAGUUGAUAGACAGCUUCAUAAUAUUAUACACUACUAUUAUUUUUAACUCAAUUUUUUAUUUUCCCGCUGCAGAAAUCGAAAAUCUCUAAAUCCAUCGCACUGUGCGAUAAAAAUUUUGAUUUUGAUUUUUUUCACUGUGCGAUUUGUAAAAAUAAAAAAAAUAUAGCCUAGUUGAUAGACAGCUUCAUACUCUUUCGCACUACUAUUUUUUCGACUCAACUUUUUAUUUGCACGUCGCUGAAAUCGCGAAAAAUCUAUACCCACCGCACUGUGCGAUAAAAAUUUUAACUUUCGGUCUUUGAACUGUGCGACUAACCAAAAUUAAAAAUUCAUUUCUUCUGUUGAUUAAAAACUUGCAGCUUUGUUACCAGCAAAAUUUUCAAUUUUGUUUUCCCCCUGCACGGUGCAAGAAUAUACGAAAUUUAUUUUUUGACGGCACAGUGCGGAAGAAUUGAAUUUUUUGCGGUAAACAACCUUCAUUUCUCCCAUUCGACUUCUGGUUCCUUCAAACUUUCUUUUUGAGCCAUGCAACUCCCCAAAGCCAGACAAAUCCCCCACCGCACAGUGCAAGAAACUAAUAACUUGAAAAGCGCGGUGCAUUUUAAUGAGUGUUGUGUUUGAUGUGGUGUCUGUGUCUCCAUGGGUUCUGCUUGACCCCAAAAAACUUUGUUCUUCCUUGUUCAAUGAACCGUGAAUGCAGAACGAAUCAAGAAUUCAGCUGCACUGUGCGAUGACGCGGAAUUUGUUGAUUGCACAGUGCAGGAGGGGUAAAAUUGUGAAAAAUAAAAUUGAAAUGGAAAUUCUAGGUGGUAAAAAAAAUUUCGACAGAAUAAAAAAUUUUGAAAAGUUCAAACUUUUGCACGGUGCAAAGAAAUAUUUUCGCCGCACAGUGCGAAAACAAAAAAGUUAUGUUUUUGGGUAAAUUUUGUGUUGUAAACAUGUCUAUGACGUGUCCGUAUUUUGCAAGUAAGAAUAAAUCCAAAAAAAAACUCAAAGUUUGUUAUUGUAGUAACACAAAAAUAAAAAAAAUGCAAUUUUUUUCUAAUUUUUUCUCCAAUUUCAGUACUGCGGGUCAUAAAUUUAAUCGACUGUCGUCGGAUAUCAGCGAGAUUGCGAGUUACAUGCAUGAUAUCCGAAUAUGUUUCAUGGCACUCACCGUUACCGUGUACAUCGUGCUAGGCAUCAUCGGGAUGCGCGCGUUCUGCGCCAAACGGCAAAAAAAUCGCGCCAACGCACGAAGGCCUCGAGGGCAAUGGGAGUACGGGGUAAGUUUUGAUAUAUUUUUUGUCAUUAAAGGCAUUUUUUACCUUCAAAAAUUUCGAUUUCUGCCAUUUCUGACAAAAAAAUUGACUGCACAGUGCAGUAUUUCUUUUUGACUAUUUUUCUCAUUGCACCGUGCAAAAUUUUAGAUGAAGCUAAUUUGUAGAAUAUUUUUUGAAGGCUCUAGACAACAGUGAAUACCACUUUUGCCAUGCAGAUUAAAAUCUUUACCCGUUUUUGGAAGAAAAAAAUUUGAGUGCACGGUGCAGAGCCUUUUUUAGCCUAUUUUUGGCCUUGCACUGUGCGGUGAUUUAGAAAAUUGUGAUUUUCGAAUUGUCUGGGGUUAGAAAUUGACUCUGCUUGAAAUAACUGGGCUAAAAAUUAUGACCUGAGGCAUUUGCAAACGAAAAAAAGUCUAAUUUUGAUGAAAAAUCAGCAAUUUUUUCUAUUUUCUGUCCAAAAAGGUUCAAAAUUCGUCUUUUUUCGACCCCUCAGGGCAGAAAAUUUAUUCCACUCACUUCUCCGCUCCUUUUCAGAAUGACGGUCAUCCGGAUUACCGCAAUCAAACGGGUCAAAUGGACGAUCUGGUGUCGGUCCGAAGCGACGGCCAGGUGGGGACGGGCCAGACCGUCACCACACAGGCGAAUGCGCAGCCCGGCGCGCCCGCACAGGUGCAAAUACCGUUGGGCGGGCAGCCGGCGUUCAUGCGGUCGAACAAUCGAGCGGCCGCACCGUUUAUGCGGCACGGCCGAAUGCACAACAACUACAACAACACGAUGGGGAAUCAAGCAAGGUAGGCGGGAAUGGAGUGCGAUUUGAGCAGCGUCGUCGUCCUCUUGUUGAGCGUUCCGCUGUUGGCUAGCUGAAGAGAGAGGGGAGCUGGGAUUGGCAUGAGCAAGGUUUCUAGAGUUGGCAGGCUGCGCCCAGAGAUUAAAGGAGAAAAUUGGUGACUUGUAGGUGGAUUUAUAACACAUAAAAUACAACGCACCCACCCGUUAUUACGUAUUUUACCAUUUUUUUACUAUUUUAGCAAUAUAUCAAAAAAUUUUUUGGCGAGCUGCGCCCUAUGUUCACCUUUUUACAUGCGAGAAAGUUAUCAAAAAUAGUGUUUAAAAACUUUAAUGCUUUGCUUCCCGUAUUUUACUGUUUUAUUACCCCGUUUUGCUUGAGUUUAGCGAUAUUUUCAUCUGGCAGGCUGCGCCCAGCCUUUCAAUGGCAGAGUUAAGAUGAUUUCAAAAAUCUACGUAAAAAGAUGGAAAAAUGACACAAGCGUAUUUUAAAAAUUUCUUAUUCCGAUUUUCCAUAAAUUGGAGACCCCGCAGCCUGCGCCCUAGGAUAAAAAAGAUUGAGCCGAAUAAAGCGAAACAGAGCCCAAAUUGAAGCCAAAUAUAUCACAAUCUCAUGCCAACCCAUUCCCCUCGUUGUCCUGCUGUUCGUCCUCCAUUUUGCGACCAUAAAUGGGCUAAUCCCACGAGUAUAACACAAUAAAACUUCCAUUGCAUGUCUUCUCCUUUUCUAUCGCCUAACCCCCCAAUGCCCUCGAGGCUCUAACCCUCGCACCUGACGUGUCCAACGAUUGGCUUUUGUACUCGCACCGUUUUUCUCGCCAUUUUUCUGAAUAUUUUGCUCUAGACGCCCCACCGAAAGCCCAAAACCGGCCGAAAUCCCGAUCAUCAUCGCGGAUGAUCAGCUGUGAGAAAAGGUAGUUGUUGCUGUCCCCUCUCUCCGCCUAACACCCCCCUUCUUCCAUACUCACGCUAUCUUGUCCGCUUAAACGGCUGUAUUCUUUCUAGAUGGUUGAAAAAUGGGAAUUUAAGGGGGAUUUUGGAAAUUUGGAUGGUUUUUUUUUGAUUUUUAUUGGCCUAGGGACUUUAUAGAAUACUAGAAGAUCAAGAAAGACUGGAAAAAAUUUUUGGGAUUUUUUGAAAUUUUUUGGAAUUUUUCAAAAUUUUAUUAAAAUUUAUUAAAAUAUCUGGUCGAACAUGUUCACCAUGAAUUUCUCAAAAUUUUUUUAUUUUUUAAAAUACGAUUUUUUUACUUUUCCUGUUGUUUUUUACUUUUUUUUGUAAAAAAAUCAAAAAAUUCCAAAAAUUCAUUUAUCUCUCAAAAUUUUAAGAUACGAGCAUGCCAUCAAAAACAAAGAAUAAAACCAAAGAAAAUCAAUAAAUAUAUAGCUCCAUGUUUGUGCUGGUGGAUAUUGUCGAGUACGGUUGUGGAGACAGCUUGAUGGUGGCUGCGAAAACGAAAUAAUUUUGUCGUAUUUUUUAUUAGGCCCUCCUUGACAAAAGCCGCCACAAUCACCGCGUCGGCCGUGCCGGAGACGGCGGAAGAGACUUGACCCGAAAACAGAGAGAGAGAGAGAGAGAGACUUGACCCAUUUGAGCUUCGGUUUUAAAAUAUUGACGUGAGGACUCUUUUCCGUUAUUUUAAUCUUAUCACUGCGCUUUGUUUGACGUGGGUCUGUCUAUUUUUACAUUAUAUUCUCAUAGCCUAAGGGGGUUUUCAAAACAAUUUUAGAUAAGAUUUUUUUUAUUUUUUGUAGAAUUCUGCAUAACGCGGUCGAAAAAAGUAAUUUAAAGGCUUAGAAAAAUGUAAUUUUUAGCUAAAAAGUCACAGUUGUUACUACAAGCAAAAAUUUUUGUAACGUCUUACAAAAUUUGGCCAAGUUUAAUCAAAACAUGUUCAAAAUAUGAUAUAUUUUUUUGUAAAAUACGCGAUUACUCUAUGUGACAAAAAAAUCAAGCCGUGUUUUUUGGAAAAAAAUUGAUUUUUUUCAUACAAAUUUUCCAAGAAAAAAAUCAACUUUUGCACUUCACAGGACCUCUAUCCACGCUCUUCUUCAAUAGUCAUCCAAUUCUUGCCGUCUCGCUUUUCCUCCUCCCCAUUUUCACCCAAAUCUGGCCAUCUCUUGCCUCCGCCAGCCCUUCCAUUCAUUCCUAAUCCCUCCGCAUUUCUUCAGGCUGAUUUCGGACACGGACACGGUGAAGCACCAGAUCCCCCACAUCACCACGCAAGAGGUGCCGGACGCGAACGGUGGGAGUCAGCCCUCGUCGCCGCCGCCCGCCCCCACCACCAACACCACCACGCCCACGCCACGCACGCUGCACCAUCGGACGACGGCCGCCUCGGUGGAAGUGAACGGCGGCCAUCACAACGGGCAUGGCUAUAGGCACGCCACCGACAUGUGACUAGGCGAUUGGGUGGUGGUCGGGUUCGUCGUCCAGCUCUUCCUCAAUCUGGCGGUCUUGCUAGGCUUUCGGUAAUAUUUACCCAUGCAAUGUAAGUGCAAUAUAAAAAAAUGGUUUUAUGGGUAAGAUACGAUGAAGUCACUGAAAUAGGAUGUCAAUAGAGAAAACUAGAAGCAUGAAGAUUAAUGUAGUUUACGAAAUUUUUUGAGUUCUACUUUUGCACAGUGCAAAAAUUAAGAUUUUGCUUUUUGCACUGUGCAAGGCAAAAGUCAUGUAAAUUCAUAGCGAAAUUGGAUUCAAAUGUGGAAUCCGGUGUUAUAAGAGGUCACACCAAAGCGCCUUGAAGCAUUUUGGCUCCGUUUAAUUAUCAUUUUUUUCUUUGCACGCUGCGAAAAUUUCAAUUUUUCAUUUCGCACAGUGCUGCGCGGAAAAUUGGAGUUUCGCACUGUGCGAUAGCAAUUCUAUGACAAAUCUUUUACUGAUCUGUUCAUUUUGUCCCACAAGACGCAUUUAUUACACAGGGCCUUUAAAUUUUUGCACUGCACAGUGCAAUGAUCUCAAAUUUGUAAAAUGCACAGUGCAGUAAGCAUAAAAGGCAAUUUUUUUUUAUUUUUGCACAGAGAACUUGUCACAUCAAAAAGCAACAAACACUGCAGCAUAACUUAAUGAGAUCAUGAUAUUUUUCAGUUUUUUUAACCUAUUUUUUGAUAGUUGCACCGUGCGAAAUUCAUUUUUGAGUUUUUUUAUGAUGCAUUUUCACGUUGCAAAUUCAUUUUUACCUUAAUUUUGUCUUUUUUUACCUUGAAAGAUUCAAUAAUGUCUUGAUAGAAGCAGAUGUCGUAUUUUACCUCAAAAUGGGAAGAAAUUUACAUAUUUUCUUUUACUGCACUGUGCAAAAAACAUUUAGUUUUUUUGCACUGUGCAAUAUUUGAAAAAAACAAAUUUUUGAAGUAAAAAAAUUACUGUAACAAUUCGACUUUCAGACUCAUCCACGAUUACUACACAACCCCCUUGUACUUUGCACAGGACUUGUAA